Molecule: messenger RNA, 1699 nt
Organism: Exophiala oligosperma
Lineage: Eukaryota; Fungi; Ascomycota; Eurotiomycetes; Chaetothyriales; Herpotrichiellaceae
Exons: 1
Coding region: 58-660 (200 amino acids)
Cellular component (GO): mitochondrion
Source: RefSeq, a predicted model, not a curated record
CUUUUGUUCGCAGCGACUUGCUUUUGACGUCGAUCAAGUCAAGUGAUUCCAGCUCAGAUGAUGUCGUGGUUCACAUCGCUCUUCUCCUCAGGGCAGCCGGCUACAAGCUCUACACCUGCCGAGGCCUCCACGCUAGACAACCGACUGCUGGAGGAGCCUGCGCCGAAGCCUCAGCCCGCCGUCGAAACUCCGAGCCCAGUGAGGACUCCCGCACCUGCUGAGCGACAGGAUAGAGGCAAGGUGAUUCUAGGCGCCGGAAUCGCUUUCUUCGCCGUCUCUCUCCUAAUCACACGAAGAGCGUUCGCUCGAAAACGUCUAGCCGCAAAUCCUGCCUUCUAUGCGAACUCGCCAGCUCAUCAAGCAGACCAGGCGAAAAAAGUUAGUGGCGCCAUGGAAGCUUUGGAAGCACUGAACAUUGCCACCAUCAACGUUCUAAGCACGUCGAUGAUAGCAACUGGAGGGGCAAUGUGGUACUUUGGCAUCAACAACAUGGCCGAUGCACGACGCGUGCUAAGAGGAGGCUUGGGCGUCGAUGGCACGGGGAAGUCUGAAAAGGAGGCCGAGGAAGACUUUGAGGAAUGGAUGGCAACUGUACUUGCCAGGAAAGAGUCGAAAGGUCCACAGCAGCCACAGACCAACGAAAGAGGCCAGCCCAGAUAAUGUGUACAAAUCCAACAGCGACACAUGGAUGUAUGGCAUAAGCCAACACCCCGCAACAUCUACGAGCGCUGCUCGAGGGUGGCCUUGAGCGAAAGCUGGUCUUCCAGGAGUGGAGUAGACUUUUCGUCUCGACUGCCCUACAAAUCACUUGCACAUGCGUGCCAGCGGUGCUCACUGCAUGUAUUAUUAAUGACUUCUUCUUGACGAUGCGAAAGGUCAUCGAUCAAGUCAACACAAACACGCCGGGACAUGACAUGUUCUUUAUACCUCAGAUGACUCGAGCUCUAAAGCCCAAAGUCACACACCCUUUCUUUUAGUCAACAGUACGAAGAGCCUGGAUGAUUUGGCGGAUCAGAGAUCUGGAAAUGAACAACACCUUCAACAAUUCCUACAACGAUUCGACGGUAAAAAGCGUUCAACCUCUGGAAUACCUUUCACUCACAGAUUCAGCCGUCCCCCUUUGUCAUACUAACGAUCAACAAUCUCCCCUCAACCUACAGUAAGCGUACUACCUUCGGUUGUACAACAAAUCAGCGACUUGACGAUUGUUCGAGUCAACUCAUCCUCCCUCAUCUUAACGCUCCCCUGAGCAUCUAAGACGACAAUGCAUUCCGCGGUUGACUACUCCAAGGGCAGCAGCCGGAAUUUUUACAUUGACGGUGCAGCGAUUUCCGUCCGCAGUCUCAUUAUGGUUGGGAUGGUCGUUCUGGGAUUUCCCAUAUGGUUUCAAAGAUGUUGCGGACCAGACUGUGAAUUCUGCUACAGAUACCACCAGAUGAGUUUUGAACGGCGUCUGCUAAUGGAAGACGAUGUAUUCCAACACAUGCUGGCGAGUGAUGAGAGAGAGUAGAUGGAAAAGAGAAGCGAUAUCAAAAGGUGAUUUGGUAAUCACGACAUUUUUCAUAUCAAGACAAGAUGAGGAGAUUCAUAUAAUCACACCCUUGACAACAGAUUCGCGACAAGCCGAGGAAAUACAAAAAGUAAUCGUUCAGCCAAAGGGCAGUGUAUAAUCAAGAGAGAAGUUGAUGCAAUCCUCGAU